This is a messenger RNA of Salvia splendens (bonfire salvia), 1329 nucleotides long. Its product is annotated as ethylene-responsive transcription factor ERF014-like. The record is from RefSeq and is a predicted model, not a curated record. Bases 71 to 706 code for a protein of 211 amino acids. Gene Ontology annotation, molecular function: DNA-binding transcription factor activity; DNA binding. The transcript has a single exon. Lineage: Eukaryota; Viridiplantae; Streptophyta; Magnoliopsida; Lamiales; Lamiaceae. Gene Ontology annotation, biological process: regulation of DNA-templated transcription.
UCAAGCAGCAAAACUAGGAAAAAACAAGAAAAAAAAAACUCACACAAAAAACCCCCUUAAUCUCCCAGAAAUGGUGAAGACAGAAACCAAGCUUUCAACAUCAUCAUCUUCUUCUUCUUCUUCUUCUUCAUCGUCGUUGUCGUCGUCAUCAUCGCGGAAAAACCCAAUCCCCCAAUGCAAGAAGAAAUUCAAGGGAGUGAGGAUGAGAAGCUGGGGAUCAUGGGUUUCCGAGAUCAGAGCGCCCAAUCAGAAAACGAGGAUUUGGCUCGGCUCCUACUCCACGGCGGAGGCGGCGGCACGUGCAUACGACGCCGCCCUUCUAUGCCUCAAAGGCUCAUCCGCCAAUCUCAACUUCCCCUCAUCUUCCAAUAAUCUCAUCAACACCACCGAUCAAAACAUGUCGCCCAAAUCCAUCCAGAGAGUCGCCGCCGCUGCAGCCAAUGCGGAGGUUCUAGAAGGCUUUAGAAACCCUAGCCCUCCAUCUCCGAGCUCGGCGUCGUCUUCGUCUCCGAGCCGGAUCGAAGACGACCGGAUUUCGGCGGCGGCGCCGUAUGAGGUCCAGAUGGAGGAGCCGAGCAUGGCGGCGUGGUACAACUUUGAUUCCCCUAAGUACAAUGAGAUGCUUAAUGGGGUGUUUUUUGAUCCUUUGAUGAUGGAGGAUUAUUCCUAUGAAGAUGGAGAUAUUCCUCUCUGGAGCUUCUGUUGAAGAUUCGAGUCUUUUUUUUUCUGUUUAUUAUAUAUAUUUGUUGUUUAUCUGUUCAUUCAUUGGAUGAUCUUCAGUUUAUUUCAUGAAGACAUUACUGACUUAGGCCGAAUAAUAUAUACAUAUAUAUAUUGGAUUAGGAAAAAAAUGUUUGGAAUAUUAUUGAUUGUUUGGGGGUUCAAUUCGCAAUAGAGUGGUGGAGUAUGUUUUAAGGGCUCUUUUAAGUGAAUUUUGAUUUAGGCUGAAUUAUACAUACAUAUAUUUUUGGAAUUUUUUAUAGAUUGUUUGAGGGUUCUAUUCAAUAGAGUAUCAUGUUUUAUGGGCUCUUUUAAGUGAAUUGACUGCAUACACCAUUUUUCUAAUUAAGUUUCACGUGUGACUGUGUGGUUUCUGUAAGGAUGAUCGAUAAUAGUUCUCGUUUGUCCCGUGAUGACUUGAGCCCAAUCUAUUGGGUGAAGAAAAUUAAAAACGUCUUACUCAUUCGUAUGGGUUUCCUUGUCAAUAGUGUGUGAGCUUUGUUGUUUGUAAUUCAUUCAUGGUAUACAUGAGUAACAUAUGUAUAGAAAGAAGUUGUAUUUUCUGAGUUAUUCCAAGAAUAUUGAUGGAUCUUUUACAAGGUAUUUAAA